This is a messenger RNA of Cannabis sativa, 978 nucleotides long. Its product is annotated as inositol-tetrakisphosphate 1-kinase 2-like. The transcript has a single exon. The coding region runs from base 1 to 978 and encodes 325 amino acids. Lineage: Eukaryota; Viridiplantae; Streptophyta; Magnoliopsida; Rosales; Cannabaceae. Gene Ontology annotation, molecular function: magnesium ion binding; inositol-1,3,4-trisphosphate 6-kinase activity; inositol-3,4,5,6-tetrakisphosphate 1-kinase activity. Gene Ontology annotation, cellular component: cytoplasm. Gene Ontology annotation, biological process: inositol trisphosphate metabolic process. The record is from RefSeq and is a predicted model, not a curated record.
AUGACAAAACCAGAUGAAGAACAAACCCACCACCCUCGUUACAGAGUCGGCUACGCAUUCGAACCCAAAAAAGUUAACACCUUUAUCAUACCAUCCUUCAUCAACUUAGCAAACCUAAAUGGAAUCGACCUCGUACAAAUCGAACCCACAAAACCCUUACUCGACCAAGCCCCAUUUCACUGCAUAAUCCACAAAAUCUACGGCCAAGAUUGGAAACAACAACUCACAGAUUUCAAAUCCAAAUACCCAAACACAGUAAUCGUCGACCCACCUGAAAAAAUCCAACCUUUACACAACCGCGUCACAAUGCUCGAAUCCGUAACCCGAAUCCGAAUAACCCAACAACCCGAAAUCAAAAUCCGAAUCCCAAAUCAAAAAGUAAUCGAAAAAGACGAAACUUUAGAAGAAAUCGGUUUAAAAUAUCCGGUGAUAGCCAAACCCUUGUUAGCCAACGGCGGCGCGUCGUCUCACGAGAUGUGGGUCGUUCUAAACAGCAAAGGGUUUGAGCGCGUGAAGGAUCAAACGCCGUUACUGGUUCAAGAAUACGUGAAUCACAACGAGGUUGUUUUCAAAAUCUACGUCGUCGGAGAACACGUGGAGUGCGUGAAACGCCGGUCGUUGGCGGAUAUUCACGUGACGGCGGAGGAGGACGGCGGCGAUGGUGGUGGAGAGUGGAAUGGGGUUUCGAUUCUGCCGUUUUCUCAGAUAUCGAAUUCGGCUACGGUGGAACAUGAGAGUGAGAAGGUUGAUGAAGCUGUAAUGCCGGCGCCGGAGCUGGUGAGGGAGAUCGGAAAUGAGCUGAGAAGGGAAUUAGGGCUUCGAUUGUUUAAUUUUGAUGUGAUCAGAGUGAGUGGAGAAGAGAAUAGUUAUGCUGUGAUUGAUAUCAAUUAUUUUCCUGGAUUUGCAAAAUUACCACAUUUUGAACAAAUCUUUACAGAUUUUAUUCUUGGUAUUUGCAAAAAUGCCACAAUUGAUUAA